AUGCGUUUGCACAAUGGGCGCGUGUCACGGUCACGCAGAGAUAUGUGGGGUGAGGAGCGUGAUGAACCCGCCUGCCGGCAGGUAGAAGAAGUCAUGCUGAGCGUUGAUCGAGCUGACUUUUGCCCAAGAAAUUCGUAUCAGGAUUUUCCGCAACAAAUUGGAUACAAUGCAACUAUUAGUGCUCCCCACAUGCACGCACUGGCUUUGGAACUUUUGAAAAAUCACUUAAGGGAUGGCAACACGGCAUUGGAUAUUGGCUCCGGCUCCGGCUAUUUAACAGUUUGCAUGGCACUUAUGGUCGGUAGAAGAGGAAGAGUAGUUGGCAUUGAUCAUAUCAAAGAACUUGUAGACCUUUCGAUUACUAACAUUAAUAAACAUCAUAGCGAUCUGUUUUUGGAUGGGCGGAUAACAAUGGUUACGGGUGACGGUCGUAAUGGAUACAGAGCUAGCGCUCCAUAUACAGCUAUUCAUGUUGGUGCUGCUGCACCAAAACUUCCUGAUACAUUGGUAAAUCAGCUUGCUCCAGGCGGUCGAAUGAUUAUUCCAGUAGGUGAAGUUUUCAGUGAUCAACAUAUUGUUCAGGUUGACAAAGAUUUGAAUGGUAAUGUAAAAGUUGAAGAAUUAUUCGGUGUUCUAUUUGUUCCCCUUACAGAUAGGAAAUACCAGCUUGGCCGUUUAAAAUUCAAAUAG
This is a messenger RNA of Acanthocheilonema viteae, 690 nucleotides long. NCBI's taxonomy places the organism in Eukaryota, Metazoa, Nematoda, Chromadorea, Rhabditida, Onchocercidae. The record is from the annotation of a GenBank genome assembly.